AUGACUGAAAAUAUACGGUCAAUAAACAAUAGUGUUCUUACUACUAGAGGUAGUCAGAGAAUUGAAUCUCGAAAUUUUGAUGACCUUUCCGCCGAGAAAUCACCAUCUUUAGUAAGCAAAAAUGGAACGCUGCGCAAUAAGCGUAUUCAAGAAGAAUUUCCGUUAAAGUCAGGAGAUCUUGCCGAGACUAUCGGAUCAUUCACUGAUCCCAAGUGCGUAGAUAAAUCUCUUGUGUUUAAUAAAGUUAAAAGUUUUCGAGAUGUAAACCAGUUGGAUGCCGGCUUAACGUUAAAAAACUCGCACAAGUUUGCGAAUAAUGCUCGCGAUCCUAAUGUCAUCGAAAGUAAACGGCGCCAAGGACGGCUUCUUCUUGUUUCUCUUCUCGAGGAUUUCUGUUCUUUAUAUGAUUCUAAUCCAGAAAAAAAUCACAAAUUGUUUUACGCGAUCUGCAAGUCCCUGAGCGCUAUGGGUAUUAUCGAUGAAGAGGUUAGCUCCCGAAAUCACACCGAUAAACACGAGAAUUUCUUUCAUGGAACAAAAGAUUUAACAUUUUUCAAAUUUCUGAAGUAUAUUGAUGAAGUCUCUACCGUUCGAUUUACUUACUAUCGUGCAUUCAAAGCUUUGGUCGUUCAGGCUUUGAAUUCGAUCAAGCGAGAACAAUCAUCCGUGGAGUCUCAUAUGAUCGUAUCUUCGGUUUCCGAAGCAGGCUCUAAUAAAAUUGACAACGAUUUAGAUAAUGUCAAAAAUCUCACUUUCGGAGAUAUACUAGAUCUCCAGAAUAGUCGUUACAGUAACGAUUUUGUUGAGAUAAAAUUACUGGGUAAAGGUGGAUUUGCAAGCGUAUGGCAGGCCAAAAAUAAAUUGGAUGGAGUCGAUUAUGCCAUUAAAAAGAUUAGGCUUCGAGGUGAUAAAAUUCCUGGAGAAAAGGAAAAGAUCUUUCGAGAAAUCAAAUUCCUUGCUCGAUUAGAACAUACAAACGUCAUUAGGUAUUAUAGCUCUUGGCUAGAGCAUGUUUAUAAUAGACAACGAGAAGAAUCCUCCAAAGAAUCAUGCGAGAGCCUCUUGGAUACGAAUAGUUCUCGAGAGUUCGAGUCCAGCAGUAGUGGUAGUUUGGUUAAUUCAAAUGACGAUUCGGAUAUUUUUAGGAUGUCCUUUUCAGAUGAAGAGUCCAAAUCAGACGAAUACAGCGGGGUCGAUUUUGUUGGUGAAGACUUUUCAGCUGUUGGUGGAUUGCAUUUGGAACCAUCAGCGAAUGCGCAGUCACAAAGUUGUAAUAACUUUUCCCACGAGUCACAUAACAGUUCUGGUGAAUGUAAGGUUGAAUCUCUGAAUAUUGAAAAGGAUUGGACCCUUUUCAUUCAGAUGCAACUUUGCCAUACCACACUAUAUGAUUACUUGAAACAUCGUGAUGUUGGUCUACUGACAAAGAAAGAUCCCUUGAACGCUAUAAAUCGUCGGGUUAGCAUCGAGUUAUUCAGAGGAAUUGUUCGCGGCGUAGCUUAUAUUCAUGAGCAAGGUUUGAUUCAUCGAGACCUUAAACCCGGGAAUAUUUUUAUGGAUGUAAUUCACGAAUCAGGACAAGAUAGUGCUGAUAGUUUAUCAUUAGCCGCAGAGCGGCUGGUACCCAAAAUCGGUGACUUUGGAUUGGUGACCGCCGUAAUCGACGAUCACCUUGAUCUCCCGACGGAAAGUUACACGAAAUCGAAAGUAUUCAAUUUUGGCAGUGCUCCUGAAGGUUCAAGUAGCAAGAAACAUAUAAUUAAUGGUAGAUCAAGUUCUUCCUUAUCUUAUGGUUCUAGAUCAAGAACUACUGGAGUUGGUACGAUCACGUAUGCUUCUCCUGAGCAACUUGCCAAGCCGGUUAGGCCUUACAACGAAAAGGUUGAUAUAUAUUCACUAGGCAUAAUAUUCUUUGAACUGCAUUAUCCUUUUUCCACCGGUCACGAGCGCAUUCAGGUCCUAAAGGAUUUAAGAAACGGGAUUUUGCCUGAUGAAUUUGUUCAACGUUUUCCCAAAGAGGCAGCAUUUAUUUUGUGGAUGGUCGCUGAAGAUCCGGACCAAAGACCCAACGCCAAACAAAUAUUGGAAUUCGAAUUGUUAGCCGAGCCCAUUCAUGGAGAACAAGAAAUGCAAAAUAAACUUGUGAAGAGUACGCAAGUAAUAGAUUCCAUUAAGAAAGAAAAUGAGAUCUUGAAAAGGAAAAUCGCGGAAUUGGAAGAGAAGUUGAGUAUGCUAGCUAAAGUUAUUCCGGCGACGAUGCCAUCUCUUCAUGGUAUUUGUCUUCGUCAGGAGGGUUGA
Messenger RNA from Acaulospora morrowiae, 2298 nucleotides. NCBI's taxonomy places the organism in Eukaryota, Fungi, Glomeromycota, Glomeromycetes, Diversisporales, Acaulosporaceae. The record is from the annotation of a GenBank genome assembly.